Messenger RNA from Arvicanthis niloticus (Nile rat), 3408 nucleotides. RefSeq names its product ligand dependent nuclear receptor interacting factor 1 (gene Lrif1). Gene Ontology annotation, molecular function: nuclear retinoic acid receptor binding. Lineage: Eukaryota; Metazoa; Chordata; Mammalia; Rodentia; Muridae. Gene Ontology annotation, biological process: regulation of DNA-templated transcription. The record is from RefSeq and is a predicted model, not a curated record.
AGUAACCGUAUGUUUCUUAGCUGUAUGCAUAGGCUUGCUGGCUCUAGGGGCUCGGUUUAGUGGGCGCGGUCCCUCCCCUUUGAGGGCGGUGCCAUUGAUGCCACACCCCCUCGUCUGCUCUGACUAAACUGUGAUGCGUCACGUAGCCAGAGACUCGCGGGAAAACAGUGAGCUUCCCUUAGCAGGGAGGGUAUGGUCGCGGUCUUGCGUCUUCCGGCUUCUACAGCCACUUCCCACGGAAGCCGGAGGAUCCGCCCUCUAGACUAUCUUCCGGCACACACGUCUGUUAGCUCCCCUCAGUGGCUGCUGCUCCACACUCGCGCUCUGGUUCGCGCCUACUGGGGGACGCUGUCCCCACGCUACUCACUGUCCGGUCCCCUCCCACCCAUUUAAAAUGUCUAAUAAUCUCCAGAGCGUCUUUCUGAAAACCGCAGAGGAAAAGUCGGGCUCGCACUGUGUUUCAGGGUGCAUGUACCAAGUAGUUUCUACGAUUGGCACCGAUGGAAAAAAACUUCUGCAAUUACUUCCAAUUCCUAAAUCUUCUGGAAAUCUUAUCCCAGUAGCUCAAUCUCCAGUCAUGUCUCAUGGUUUGAAAGGGAGUACUGAAAAACCAGUUCAAGUUACUUUUCAAACUCAGAUUUCCAGCUCUUCCACAAGUGCAUCAGUUCAAUUGCCUGUUUUUCAGCCAGCCACUACUACAAAAUAUUUCCUUACAGGAACAGUAGUAGAUACAUCAGAAAAAGAUAGAUUUACUUCUGUGGGGACUGAAAAUUUUACACCACCAAUUUCUAACAUUCAGAAUCAUGGUGUGAAAAUUCAUAAUCUCACCAAGCAAACAUUUACCCUCCCUCCCUCAACACAAAAUGCUUCAUCUUAUUUCAUAGUCAAUACCCCAAGACUCCCAGCAAAUGUGAAUUCUUCAGUUUUGCCUUCUGGGCAUCAUUUAAAGAUUCCAGCCCAUGCUGAAAUGAAAUCCGUACUUGCAUCAUCUUUGCCUCCUUUGGUUCAGCAAAAGAUACUUGGAACUGCAACCACAAGUACUUCAGGAAAAGUUGAGGCCUCCCAAAUACCAACAGUUAUUUAUGUACCUCCUGUAAAUACAGUGAAAUUUUUUGUUAUCAAGAAAACUCAGGAAACUUACCCCAAGCCAGUGACAUUCAAUACCUCACAAAUUCCACCAAAUGUUGCCACAGAAACACAGUUGAAAAGUGGUCAGCAUCCUCAAGCUGUUCCAGUGAACUCAAUUUUUCAAGAGUAUCUACAGCCUGGAAUUCCAUGUCUUGUUCCUGUUAAGUCUUCAAAUAAUGAGGCUUCAAAGGUUUUAAACACUUUUGUAGAUAGGAAAAAUCUGGGAAGUAAUACAAUAGAUACACCUCUGUUGAGUUCUAGAAACAAUAGUUCUAGCAGGACACAGUUUGUAAGUGUGCCUGUUAAAGAUAAUGCUUUGAUAAUGUGUAAUGGGAAAUUCUUCUUGAAUAAAACGGGGACAUAUGGUCUGCCAUCAAAAAUUGACCAGCAGAAUCCUGUUUCUUCUGAUACUCCUCUAAAAGAGUCAUCACAGGUAGUAAGUUCAAGUCCAGUCAAAGAAAUAUCCCAAGAGGUUUUAAAUAGUGUUUUGGUUAAAAGUAAAUCUUUUCAGUUGAAGACAAAAUCACUUUCAAAUUCCCAGCUUGCUUCCAUGGCCAAUCUAAGAGCAGAGAAGAAUGAAAAAGUGGAGAGACCAUCUCUUUCUGUCACAAAUCCACAUACUGUGAACCAGUCCACUCACUACCUUAAACAGUGUAAGACUGUAUUUAUAAAUCCAGUUUUUCCAGAUGGAUUUAGGACAGGACAGAAUGCCCCCAGAAAAGGAAAUCUCGUCCAGAACAUAGAGAAAACAUGUUCCUCUGUUGAUGCAGCAACUAUUACUUCUCAACAGUGUGUUUUCAGAGACCAAGAAUCACAGACCCAGUAUGAGAUGGCAUCAAUAUUAAAAAAAGAUAUUCAACAAAGAAGUAGCAAGAAAUAUUCUCAAGGAAGCCAUACUAAGGCAUCAUAUCUGAAGAAUGAUGCUGAAUAUAAAAAGUUAUUUGGUCUCACUAAAGAUUUGAGAGUAUGUCUUACUCGAAUUCCUGACCAUCUGGUCUCUAAAAAAGGUUUUGAUUCCUUUAACAGUUUGGUGAAAAGUAGUUCUUACAAAGAUACAGACUUUGUGGUGAAGGAAGAAGAAAAAACACAGAGUUCCUUUAAGAAAAGAAAAGCAAAAACCAUGAAGAAGAUGGAUUACACAAAAAGGAGAAAAACUGAGAAUGCUGGUGACACGGUCAUGAACAUCAUGAAUGGAACUGAUGUUGCUAGUUCCCAGCUCCUUAGUAGUAUUUUACCAACAUCAGACCUAUCACAACAUCACAGUGUCACAAGCCAUAGUACAACCAGGGAAGACAAGAGAACUGAGGCAGAAGACUGUUCUCAUGAGAAGCAGGACAAAGGCACAUUAAGCACAUCUUUUGAACAAAGUAAUUAUUUUAAUAAAAACUAUACUGAAGAUAUUUUUCCAGUGACACCACCAGAACUAGAAGAAACGAUAAGAGAUGAAAAAAUAAGAAGACUUAAGCAAAUUCUAAGAGAAAAAGAAGCAGCUCUUGAAGAAUUGCGUAGGAAGAUGCACCAGAAACAAUAAAAUGUGAAUGGGUUAUACACUUAGAUUACUACAGUAGUCCCCUCCUACUUGUAAUGGAUCCCCAGUGGAUACCUGAAACUGGAGGUGAUACCAGAUCUUUUAAUAAAACCACUAUAAAGUCAUGACAUUUGAUACCAACUAAGUGUCUACUUAAAUAACAGGCAAGUUAUAUACAAUAUAAAUAUACUGAAUGAAGAGGAUAAUUAAUGUCCUCAACAGAACACUGAAAUUUUUGUCAUGCUACUCAGAAAGAUAAUUUAAAAGUUAAAAAUUCAUUCUCGAGUUUCUCAUCUAUACUUAAGACAGCUGUGUAUGAUGAGGACUAAAACCAAAAGCAACUACAAGUUAUAAGGGACUGCUCUGUUACUUGUAAAGGUGCUCUGAAAGUGUCUUUGUAUAUGAAACUUGAAUUCCAAAAAGGUUUGUGUCAUAUGACUUGUCAAUAAUCUACAUAAAGUAUUUUGACUUGCUUGUUUUAGAAGAAAAGUUUGGGUAUUUUUCUGUGAAAUGCAAUUCUUCAAAUUUUGCAUUUUGUAUAAGGUUUCUGUUAAUGUUUUAAGCUAAAUUCCUCAGGUCUUACCCUAAGAAUAUUGUGUACUAAAAUUCUACAAUCCAAGAUAUAAAGUCAGCUGUAAGCAUACCUUUACCAUUGAGUUUAUAUGUGAACUGUCUUGGUCUUCUUACCCAUAAAAAUUAUACAAACAAUUUGCUGUUAUUUUUAUUUCAUCAAUAAAAUCUAUUAUAGUAAA